Molecule: messenger RNA, 992 nt
Organism: Colletotrichum phormii
Lineage: Eukaryota; Fungi; Ascomycota; Sordariomycetes; Glomerellales; Glomerellaceae
Exons: 2
Coding region: 126-896 (256 amino acids)
Source: RefSeq, a predicted model, not a curated record
GUUCCUUAUGUAAUUAAUCAAGUGCCUCAUGCAUCGUGAAUGAGAUUUCCCUCUUCUCUCGACAAACUUUCAACUUCAGCCUCUUUGUCUUUAUCAAACUGGACUGCCAUCGCCCCGUCGUUCUCAUGCCCCCACGCCUUGGCCCCCAAAUCUCAUUUCGCACGCGCCAGCGCAAAGUGUUUGCGUCUCCAUUGACCACUCAUCUUGAGACACCGACAUCUUCGAGAGUUCCAUCCAUAAAUCCUACCCAACGACUGACCGUCGUGUCACGCUCGGGCCUCUUGAAUACACAAGCACACAAGUUGCGAUUGAUUGCACUCCUGAGGCGUACGGAGUACAAUCUGUUUGUGCCGUGUCGAGACUCAAUUAUCUCUUUUGCUAUGAAGAAGGAGUGCCGUCUUUCUUUCUCCGGACACUUUGCUCCUCGACGGUGCCGCAUCGUCUUCAAAUCCGUAUCAACUCCUUAUUCGACGGAUAUGCUCACCAAGUCCACGCGUUCCGUAGUAAUCGAUACUAGACUUCAUAUCAACGUCCGCACGAGAUCCAGAUGCGUUCAAAGCGCAGAUAUCCCGGUGACUUACGAUACUGUCGCGCUAUUGAUGAGACGGACAAUAGCCACGAUGUCUGCCGCCGAUAGCCCCCGGAGGUGGCUGAAAAGCUGGAGCGUUCAGAUCUCCCGCCCGGAGCGCCGAAAUGAGACAGAUGCCGGACCCACUCUACCAUCACCGAUCGGGAGCAAGACCAGACCGUCUACUCCGUUCUCGACGAUGCUAUCCAUCAUCUUUGGCGGCUCUCGGACACUGUUCUCCCAACUAAGACGUGCUGGCCUCGUCUACAGGGAGGCUGAACCAACAAACACCAUCCUUAUUAGGAUGGGCCCUUUUCUAUCAGCAUGAGAUCAUGAGACGGCAUUUCCGAUCACCCGGUGAACCCAAGUGCGGUUGACAUCAGUUGAUGCCUCUGGGGUCACGCCGCUCUCGGCUCGAGCCGAA